AUGGACGAGAUUACAGAAAGCGCAACCGGUGAGUCCAUCAUUUUCGAGAUGGAUCUAGAUAUUGAGGAAGAUGUCGACGCUUGCCUCGCGGAGUUUGUCUAUCGCGUUCGACUAGGUCUUCACGAAGAUGCCUAUUAUCUGGCAGAAAAAAUCCUGUCACAGCAUAUAGGAUAUUUCCCCGUCUUUGCAGAGCUUGCGGCCUUCUUUAUUACGAGACAAGAAGUAGGGGCUGCAUCGGAGCUGAUCAUCGACCUCGCUGCAAGAAGAAUUGUAUUUCUGAGGACUGACGAACAGGAAUUUCAUCAGAUGGUAGCUCUAUUUGCCAGGCACAGAUUAUACGACUCUACACUCGCCGCGUUAUCCCACAAAGAGAAGUUGAAGUUGGAGACUUCGGGGUCAGGGAACGGAGUACGCGCUUUAUGCUCUCCUUUUCUCGAGAUUGACUACAACUCCAUUGCGCAGUUACAAAAUAUAGAAAUACGCCUAUAUGACGUCCUAGUGAUGGGGCAGUAUGGGAGUCUAUCUGACGUGGUUGGAUUUGCCUUCGAUCAUAUCCAAAAGCUCAUCGGGUUGAGCCUCUUACGCGAAGCCACCGAGAUAUUAUUGUAUAUGAGCGUAUACCUCCACAACACUGGUCAAGAAUAUGACAUCGUGAAUCUGUAUAGUAACCUGAGCGAGCUGCUAGAGCAGCGUUCGAAGACAUCAGCAGCAAACGACGAGAUAAAAGAUGUGCUCCUGACAAAGACAAUGGCCAAGACUGCCCUAUUCAUUGCCCUUCGCGGCAAGGUACAGUCCCCGCCGGCGGUUGGCCUAUUUGAAGACAUUGAUGAGCUCUUUCAGGACAUUGAAGAUUCGACCAACAUUUUAUUUUCAAUGAUUGCGGAUACGAAGCCUCCUCGAUCGCUAAUUAACCGCUUACUUACGCGUUGGCACCUGUGGAAGCAUCCUCCUCUUGCGGAAAAAGAUGUAUCUGUUCAAGGCAGAUCAGAUGUCUCCGAUGCUACUAAUGUCGAGCACGCCCGAGAGAAAGGCGUUCAACCCCUGGACGAGAAAACGAACCUCGAACCCACAGGAAACUAUCUUAUAGAACCAGACGGACCCGUAUACAUCCAAAAGCCUAAGGCAGCAACGUACAUUCAAUCAUCUCGGGAAGACGUAUAUGUUCAAAUUCCUCAGGAGGCGGUUUACGUUCAAGCGCCUGAGCAGGAAACAUACGUUCAAGGCCCGCAGGAGACGGUUUAUGUGCAACAACCAGAGCAGGUGACAUACGUACAAGCCGCUAAGGAUACCGUAUACGUUCAAGCGCCUCAGCAGGUAACAUACGUGCAAAGUCCUAAAGAUACAGUAUAUGUGCAACGGCCUGAGGAGGUAACCUACGUUCAAGAACCCCAAGAUACAGUAUACGUUCAAGAACCUGCACAGAUAACAUACAUCCAACAACCACAGGAAGCAGUAUAUGUCCAUGAACCCAAGGGACCCGUGCGUAUUUACGAACCUGAAGGCGACGUCCAUAUUUACGCAUCCAAAGCUCAGAUUCACCUCUAUGAGCCUGCCGAAAUCCACAUCCAUAAAUCUCACCAGAACGUCAAUGUGUAUGAGCACGAUGCACAUGUCGACAAGGAUAAUGGCCUCCUGCAUGCCCACGAUGAUCUGGAAGAGCAAGAGCCGCUUCCCCCGUACACAGCAGACUACAAAAUACCAGAAAAAAUUGUCCUCAACCAGAGGCAGAAGCUAUAUGAAAUGGGAGUAAUCAAGAGCAUGGUUGAAAAACUCCCAGACCCUCCGGAGUAUACAGGACUUACCAGUAGCGAGGAGAUGGGGUAUGAUAAUGCAGAGUCUCACGAUGUUUUGCCAACUCCGGAGACCAAAGAAACUGAUACAAAGAAUAAUACCUUCACGAGCGACAACGAUGUAGAGCACGGCCUGAAAUUUGAGCCGGAGGAAGAAGGAGCCACUACCGUGGUGGAAACUGCCAAUGAUCUUGUCACAAAAGUCAUCCAUGUCCAGGAUGACCCAAAUAUGUCUGUGGUGACCUUCCGUGUGAUUUUCCUUGGCCUCGGACUUUCUAUCUUCGGCUCCGUCCUUCAGGAAAUCUUUUACUUCAAACCGCAGACUAUCUUUGUCUCUUUGGUUUUCUUGACUGUUUGGGCCUACAUUCUCGGUGAUUUAAUGGCUGUGCUCAUUCCGACAAGCAUUGAUUGGAAGAUUGGUGGCUUGCACAUCACUGAUGGUGGCUUACUACGUUAUCUAAACCCGGGUCCCUUCAACUCCAAGGAGCAUGCUGCAAUCACAAUCAUGGCAUCAGCAGCUGCGCAGUCAGCAUUGGCUACCGAGGCACUCGCUGCUCAAUUCCUUUUUUACGGGGGCUAUCCGAGUAAAGGAGCCGGCAUUUUUAUUGUCUUGACAUCUCAGCUCCUCGGCUUUGGUGUUACUGGGCUUUUGCGCGACGUGCUAGUAUUUCCAACGAAAAUGAUCUGGCCAAUGACAAUCCCGGUUUCCAGUUUGCUUGAGACAAUCCACCGUGACCGAAAGGAGACUAAGCGGAAAAUGCGAAUAUGGUAUGCUGUAUUCCUGGCUGUCUUUUUAUGGGAACUCUUUCCCGAGUAUAUCUUCACAACCUUGAUUGGCAUUUCGGUCUUCUGUCUUGCAGAUCAGCACAAUCUUUUCUUUACCAAUUUCUUUGGCGGAGCUACAGGAAACGAAGGCCUCGGGGUGCUCAAUAUUUCGCUUGACUGGAAUUAUAUUGCUCCUUUUUUCAACCCGCUUUGGUAUCCCCUUCAAAGUACUGUGAAUACCUUGAUUGGAAUCAUUGGUUGUUACGCGCUUCUCAUAGGUUUAUACUACGGUAACGUUUGGGAAGCCAAGAGUCUCCCUUUCAUGUCUCAAAACCUAUUCAAUCUUACGGACACAAAUUCCACAACCUACAAUAUUUACAACCAGUCCCUCAUCUUGAAUCAAAACUUUGAAAUUGACAAUACAAAGCUCGAGGCCGAGGGUCUUCCACAUUUGACAGCAACCUACUUAGCCUAUCUUCUCACCACAAACAUGGGCAUGACGGCAACAAUCGUAUAUAUGCUUUUGUGGAACCGAGACGAUUUGAAGGCUGCGUGGAGCUGGGCACACCCGUCACAAAUUCGGAAAAACUUUAGUCUCCAAAGGCUUCAGUUCUGGCGUAAUCAGGAGACACCCGAGGAGAGACUGCAAAGAAAGCAGGACGAUUCGACUUUGGACCCCCAUUACAAGCUGAUGCUAAGGAAUAAAUACGCAGAGGUGCCUUUGUGGUGGUGGGGGCUCGUCCUUGUUCUCAGCUGGGCUUCCACUUUACCCUGGUGGGGAUUUCUGGUUUCUACAUUCUUCACUUUCAUUUUCGUCCUCUUUUUCGGCUCCCAGAUGGGAAUGACAGGGUUUCAAUUCAAUCAACAACCAAUUUGUCAGAUGCUUGCCGGAUAUAUGUUCCCUGGUCGUCCCCUUGCCAACUUUUACUUCACUUGCUUCACGUUCAAUGCAACUCAACAGGCUCAGCUCCUGGCUAAAGAUCUGCGACUGGCUCAGUAUUCACAUUUACCACCACGCAUAACCUUUGCGGUUCAAAUAGCAGGCUGCAUAGUUGGAGGGCUGAUGAAUUGGGUCAUCAUGGAUACUAUUGUAGCCGCACAAGAGCCUCUCCUGAUAUCGAUUCAGGGCUCUAGCAUUUGGUCCGGACAGAACAUUCAACAGUUCAACUCUCUAGCUAUUGCAUGGAGCAUAGCGCCCAAACUUUUCAGUAUUGGUGCGCGUUAUGAAUGGGUUACGAUUGUUUUCCUUUUGGGAUUCCUUGUCCCUGUUCCAGCAUACAUUAUGUACAAGAUCACUGGCAACCGACUUUGGGGCUAUCUUAACCCGUCAAUCAUUCUCUGGUUUAUGGGAAAUCUCUUUGUUGGAAUCAACAGUGGGUUCACGACCUUCUUCAUUGUCGCGUUCGUCUUCCAAUGGUAUAUUCGAAAAUACCACCCCAGAUUCUUCGUCGAAUGGAACUAUCUCAUCUCAGCGGCGUUGGACGGCGGUACACAGAUCAUGGUCUUUAUUCUUACAUUCGCUGUAGCAGGAGGCAGUGGCACCGCUCACCCUUUCCCUACCUGGGCAGGGAAUCCUGACUUGUCGCUCCAUAACACAGACUACUGCAUGGUCAAUCCCGCAAAUCAGUGA
Molecule: messenger RNA, 4185 nt
Organism: Talaromyces amestolkiae
Lineage: Eukaryota; Fungi; Ascomycota; Eurotiomycetes; Eurotiales; Trichocomaceae
Exons: 8
Coding region: 1-4185 (1394 amino acids)
Biological process (GO): transmembrane transport
Molecular function (GO): oligopeptide transmembrane transporter activity
Source: RefSeq, a predicted model, not a curated record